GGAUUCUUCUUGGGGAGAACUGAGGAGGAUGCAGAGGAGCUGGUUGACAACAUGGUUAAGAGUGAUGCAGUCUACAGUGGAGACCACGACAGAGGCAGUAGAUCUGAUGAUAAGCAAACGAGGAAGGAGUUGAAAGCUCUACAAGAUAAGAUAGACAUCCUCCUUGCUGAUAAAGCUACCCAAGAGCAGCUGCACUUUGUUGGCAACCCAACCCAAGAGACACCAGCUGUUGUCCAUGAAGUUGAAGGUUUGGAAGGUCAGGAAGAGCUGUGUUUCAUCAACAACAAUGGUAGCUGGUACAAGAAAGAGCCCAACUUUCAGUACAACAACUACCAACAGAAAUCCUAUUCCAACAACCAACAGAGUGGUUACCAGCCUCGAAACAAUCAGCAAGGCAGCUAUCAACCACAGCAAAACCCUCCUCCUGGUUUCAACAACAAAGGCAACAAUUCUUCCCAACAACAAUCUAAUCCCUCUACCUCCACCCCUCAAGUCAGCAGCACUGAUGCUCUACUGAAACAAAUCCUGGAAUCUCAAACAAGAAGUGAGAAGCAUGUUGGCUAUGAGUUGAAGAAUCUUCACUCAAAGAUUGAUGGGAGCUACAAUGAGCUCAACAACAAGUUCAGAGCUUUGGAGAACCAGUUUGCUGCCAUGAACACUCAACAAAAUCGCCAACAAGGUUCUCUACCUGGAAAGUCUGAGCAAAACCCCAAGGAAACCAUGAAAGCUAUCACUCUCAGGAGUGGUAAGGAGUUACCUCAGAGAGCUCUCACCAAGGAUGCUGAGAAACAAAGUGAGGGGGUUGCCAUCACCAUAGAUGAUGAAGUGGUGAUUGUUGAUGAGAAGAUCAAUGACGAGAUCUUGGAAAAGAUAGUGGAAGCCAAAGGAAAAGGAAAGGUUGGAGAAGAGAAGAAAACAGUUAAAGAUGGUGAAGUUGUCACUCCUGCAAGUGAAAGUUCUUUUGUUCCUCCUGCCUAUGAACCUAAGCUUCCAUUCCCAGGUCGAUUCAAGAGGCAGUUGCUAGAGAAGUACAAAGCUCUGUUUGACAAGCAAAUGAGUGAAGUCCAGGUCACAAUGCCCAUUAUUGAUGCUUUCAUGCUGAUUCCUCAGUACAGUAAGUUCCUAAAAGAUGCUGUAGCUGCAAAGAAGAAAGAGAUGGAGGGCAUGGUGAUUCUCACUCAUGAGUGCAGUGCUAUCAUUCAGAGGCUGGUCAUACCAAAGAAGCUAGAAGAUCCAGGAUGCUUCACAUUACCUUGUGCUCUUGGGCCUAUGGUAUUCGAUAGGUGUCUCUGCGAUUUGGGAGCUAGUGUCAGCUUGAUGCCCCUAUCUGUUGCUAAGAAGCUCGGUUUCACUCAGUACAAGAAGUGUAGACUUUCUCUGGUAUUGGCUGAUCGUUCAGUUAAGUACCCUGUGGGUAUCUUAGAGGACCUCCCAGUGAUGGUUGGAAAUUAUGAGAUCCCUACAGACUUUGUAGUGCUUGAAAUGGGUGAAGAAGCUCAAGACCCUUUAAUCCUUGGAAGGCCUUUCUUAGCCACAGCUGGAGCCAUUGUUAAUGUGAAAGAAGGCAAGAUUGAUCUCCAUCUGGGUAAAGGGCACGUUCUCCAUUUCGACAUCAAGGAGGUAAUGAGGAGGCCAACAGUUCAAGGGCAGGUGUUCUACAUUGAAGAGAUGGACGCCCUUGCUGAUGAAAUCCUUGAAGAGUUGUCACUAGAGGACCCUCUACAGCAUGCUUUGACUGUAGAGAAAGAGGCUGAGGUGGUUGAGAACCUGGAGAGUACUGCCUAUGGGAUGAUGCUGGAUUCACACCAGGGGUUUUUCAGUGAGGAUCAGUACGAGGAGCUUCCCCAGAUGGUUCACCAAGAAGUCUCAGUCACUCAACAAGAGGACAACCAGCAAGAUGACUGGAGUGAACUUAAGGCACCUAAAGUGGAGCUUAAACCUCUUCCCCAUGGUGUAAGGUAUGCAUUUCUUGGUCCUAAUGAAACUUACCCUGUCAUUGUGAGUAGUGAACUUACUGAAAGUGAGCUAUCUGAACUUUUGAGAACACUUAAAAGAUUUAGAAAGGCAAUAGGUUACUCACUAGAUGACAUCAAGGGGAUAUCACCCUCUCUGUGCAUGCAUAGGAUACAUCUUGAGGAUGAAUCAAUGACUUCUAUCGAGCAUCAAAGAAGGUUAAAUCCUAACCUGAAGGAUGUUGUAAAGAAAGAGAUUCUUAAACUCCUAGAUGCUGGUGUUAUUUACCCUAUCUCAGAUUCUAAAUGGGUAUCACCUGUGCAUGUUGUACCAAAGAAAGGUGGUAUCACUGUGAUUAAGAAUGACAAGGAUGAAUUGAUACCAACAAGAACCAUCACAGGUCAUAGAAUGUGCAUUGAUUACCGAAAACUAAACUCUGCAUCUAGAAAGGAUCAUUUUCCAUUACCAUUUAUUGAUCAGAUGCUUGAGAGACUUGCAAAUCACCCAUUCUAUUGUUUCCUUGAUGGGUAUUCAGGAUUUUUCCAAAUCCCCAUACAUCCCAAUGAUCAAGAGAAAACGACAUUCACAUGUCCCUAUGGUACCUUUGCAUAUCGAAGGAUGCCAUUUGGUCUAUGUAAUGCUCCAGCCACCUUUCAAAGGUGCAUGAUGUCAAUUUUCUCUGAUCUGAUUGAGGAUGUUGUGGAGGUAUUUAUGGAUGAUUUCUCUGUCUAUGGAUCUUCGUUUUCUGCUUGUUUGUCAAAUUUGUGCAGGGUCCUACAGAGAUGUGAAGACACCAACCUUGUGCUGAAUUGGGAGAAGUGUCACUUCAUGGUCAAGGAAGGGAUUGUGCUAGGACACAAGAUUUCAGAGAAGGGGAUUGAGGUGGAUAAAGCCAAAAUCGAUGUUAUGGUUGGUCUGCCUCCACCAAAGACAGUGAAAGACAUCCGGAGUUUUCUUGGCCAUGCUGGAUUCUACAGGAGGUUCAUCAAGGAUUUCUCCUUGAUAACUAGACCUUUGACCAGGCUGCUGUGCAAGGAAGCUACCUUCAGUUUUGAUGUGGAAUGCCUACAAGCUUUCAAGAAGCUAAAAGGUGAACUCGUUAGUGCCCCAAUUGUCCAGCCACCUGAUUGGGAUCUUCCUUUUGAGAUCAUGUGUGACGCCAGUGACUAUGCUGUGGGAGCUGUUUUGGGGCAGAAGAAAGAUGGCAAAACCCAUGUGAUCUACUAUGCCAGCCAAACCCUCAAUGAUGCUCAGAUGAGGUAUGCCACAACAGAGAAAGAGAUGCUGGCAAUUGUUUUUGCCUUUGAGAAGUUCAGGAGCUACUUGGUUGGGUCUAAAGUCAUUGUCUACACCGAUCAUGCUGCCUUGAGACACCUUUUGGCCAAGAAGGAUGCAAAACCCAGGCUUUUGAGGUGGAUCCUUUUGCUCCAAGAGUUUGAUAUGGAAAUCAAAGACAAACCCGGAGUUGAGAAUGGAGUAGCUGAUCAUUUGUCCAGGUUGAGGGUAGAGUCUGGUAUCCCUAUUGACGAAGGACUUCCUGAGGAGCAGAUCAUGGCUAUCGAAGCAGUGAUAGCAGUCUGUGAGACUGGUAGGAAGCUGGAAGAAGUCCAAGCAACAGAGGAGAAAGAACCUUGGUAUGCCGAUUUAGUGAACUACCUAGCCACAGGAAGAGAACCUCUGAAUCUUGUGAAAAUGGUUAAGAAGACAAAGGGAAGGUUGGAAGCUGAGAGGCAAGAAGCCGAAAGUCAAGAGUUUGCACUAAGAGGAAAAGCUUUAACCAGCGAGCCAACUGGCUCAGGGACGCAGAGGACUGUGCGACAGCAGACGUUGGCUGCAAGGAAAUCGAAAGAACACGAGAAGAGGGCAGGGAAAAGUGUACCAGUUCCCACCCAUGAGGAAGGUGAAACUGAGAGUGAAGAUGAGCCGGCACCUACGAAGAAAGCCAAGAUGUCAAAGGGCAAAGGGGUUGCUGUUGAUCGAGACAGAGCGAAAACUCCAUCUGUGGAGGAGCUAUAUGAUCAUUUGAAGAAUGGAGUCACUUGGGCUCCAACCAGGUUUGCCGACCUCGAUUUGCUGAAGGAGUUGGGUCUAGAGUCUGAUAUUGAGGAUGUCACUUGUCAGUUCCUAUCCUCUCUUGUGGUCACUUACCACGACACGGCGCAUGUGAGACAAGGAUGGGGAAAAAUCAGGUUCAAGGUCAAUGGAAGAGAAUACAACAUGAACUUCAAGGACAUUGGGAGGGUCAUGGGGUUCCAAGACCUAGAAGACCACUCACUUCCCAAGUGUGAGAACCUCCCCACAGAGCUCUGGAAGUUGAUCACUGGAAACAAGCACUCUACCGGGGCGGACAAGAACUCACACAUCCGACACCCGUCUGUACGCUACCUCCACAGAUUGCUAGUCCAUGCUUUUUACCCACGGAAGCAAGCUGGUACGGAGUACUUUCUCGGAGAACACGGGCCUCUCGAUCCAAUUCAAGCAGCUCCAUCAAGGAAAAGGAGUGUCCCUACGCAACCUGAUUCGCCUGUUGCAGACACAUCUGAGCAUAUCUAUGGACCUCCGCGCUACUACUUCAAGCCCCAUGACGGAGUCCUUCCCCCUGGAGCUCUCCGUGAUGCUCAUGACCACAUUGGUCGUCUCCAGAGGUGGAACAAAGCUCAGGACAGAACGAUAGAAAAGCUGAAGGAUAAAACAAUCGAAAAGCUGAAGGACAAGUGCAAGGCGCUGAGCACGACGGUGAAGAAGCAAGCAAAGACUUCAGCCAAGUUCAUGAAGAAGGUGGCCGAUGUCUUGACCAGAGGAGGAAUAGCUGGAUGUAGCUCAGCGGACUUCGCCUUCGCGAACACAUCAGUCCCCCAGCCCCCACCUCAGCCCACUGAUCUUGGUUUCCCACUCACUGAUAGACAGCUCCAGCGAAAAUGGAGGAACCCACCCACUCAGCCUUCCACCUCUGGAAACAAGUCUCCAUCCCUAGCCUCUUCAGAAAGUGAGGCCGAGAUUGAAGAGGUUCAGAGGUUACUACACCACGUUCCCACCGGACGACGACGAUGA
Messenger RNA from Brassica napus (rape), 5004 nucleotides. RefSeq lists its product as uncharacterized. NCBI's taxonomy places the organism in Eukaryota, Viridiplantae, Streptophyta, Magnoliopsida, Brassicales, Brassicaceae. The record is from RefSeq and is a predicted model, not a curated record. The coding region runs from base 52 to 5004 and encodes 1650 amino acids. The transcript has 5 exons.